UCAUUGGUGGAGUCAGGCGCCCACUGAUUGACGCGCAGUAAUUGGCGCAGCUGCGCCUCCUGCGUUCAGUCCCGUCUCCACGCGCCCGCGGAUCUGAGCUUGAGGUACCUGCGUGGAUUGCGGCGCGAUCUAUCGAGUCGUUGAUUGAUCAUCCCGCCAUUCGCUACAUCGAAGCGAGGCGAGGGGAGCGUGCCGUAGACGCCAGGUGGUUCCAGUGUUGGCUGGAGGACCAUGAGAUGCAGCGGCAUGGAUCUGUUCUGGAGAAUCUUAGCUGCCUUCAGCUUCGACUGUUUUAAGGAUUCAACUUCGAGGUCUCCCACAAAGCUGGGCUCCAGCCGGGCCGGCAGCCUUGGCAGCAGCUCCCUGACGGGGUCCCUGUCCCUGGGGCCCGAGUUGCCCCACUGCCAGAACUGCAUCUCCUACGACGCCCACCUCAAGCGCCUGUCCUGUGGCCACCUGUACUGCAGCGCCUGCACCGACCACAUCGUCAACAAGGCCUUCGAAGACAUCGAGGGCCUCUCCGACUACCCCUGUCCCAUGUGCAAGUCCAUCCGCCAGCUGGUGGGGCUGGGGCCCGGGGCCCACUCGGGCUGCUUCUACGGGCCCUACAGUGUCCUGCAGACCGCGGAGACUGAGCGCGCCUGCUAGCGCCGUCGCGAUGGCUGGUGACUGCAGCUGACGAGACACGUCGGAUAGGUGGAAUGUAGGGGGGGGGGGGGGGGCACCCUCCUCAAUUGCUUCUAUGAGUGUCCUCACCGUCCCCGUGGUAACUCGGUACCGAGAUACCAAAGCCUGAUGUCUGAUGCUCUUAGGGCACUGGAUGGACGGACUGACAGACCCACAGGCAGGGCAUCGGGUUUGGCUAAUCGGAGGCUCUUCUGUAUGAAUGUAAACCGCUGGGCAGGGAAUCGUUGGGAUCAUCUGCACAUGUGUUGUCCGUGGCUGUUGUUCUGGUGUCCUCCGCCAAAUGGAGAUCUGUGUCAUUACAGAGAGUGGCCGCCGAGCACCUCGGUACACUGAAGGGCCCCUUGCUUAUCCACAGGCGUGACGCUGAGGAGCCACCUCAAUGUAGCCCGGAUGUACGACGGGUAGGUCAGCCUACCCGUUGGUACGGUCCACUGGGCAGGCUGGUGUGCAGAUCUGUCGUCACUCAGCUAGGCGGACACUUGGUGGUUAAGAGAGGGUAGGUAUUAUUGUGAUGGCUAACCAACGUUCCGCCUGGUAGUAAAAUAGGGGCCCUUUAACACACUCAUUUUAGUUUAACAUGCGUGGUCUUAGAUCAUCAACCCCAGUUGAGAUUUUUUUUUACAUUUAAAGCUGUCAAACAGUUACUCUGCGAGUCAAUGUCUUGUUUUCUCUGAAAGUUUAAACAUUUGCACUUUUUUUUUGAUUUUACUGACUUUUAAUGCUUAUUGUCAAAGAGUAUUUGCUAUUCUGCUUAAAAGGGUUUCAGAUGAUAUUGUUCAUACUUAUUUUGUUUAGAAAAUAAAGCUUGAGCUGUGUUUGACUCCCAAGAGCUGAGAUGAAUUGUGCUGGACAUUGAAAACGAGAGGGGAGCGAUUUAUGAAUUGAUGCCAUUUAUUGAGCAGGGUCAUCGCAAGUUGCUAGAAAUGUAUGAACAUAUGGCAAAUGACAGCAUUUGUAUCAAAACUGAAGUAUCCAACGGUUCAGGCCCGCGGUGAUAAUGUGGUCCCAAAGCCCUUGUAUACAGAGAACCACCAUGUUAAAGGUCAAUGCAACUGAAUAAUGAUGAAUGAUUCUCAAUGGAAGACAAGCAAACGCAUUGGCAUCACAAUACCGUAGAUCCCGAUCCGGUGACGGAUAUCUCAACGUACCUUGAUAUUUCAACGAUGAAUAUUUACAGCAGUUUAAUAAUUCAGAUCAAGGGUUGAGAUACCGAAAUGACACGUCCUCCAUCAUCCACAUAAUAACCUC
This is a messenger RNA of Gadus chalcogrammus (walleye pollock), 1935 nucleotides long. RefSeq names its product E3 ubiquitin-protein ligase TRIM39-like. Lineage: Eukaryota; Metazoa; Chordata; Actinopteri; Gadiformes; Gadidae. The transcript is spliced from 3 exons. Gene Ontology annotation, molecular function: metal ion binding. The record is from RefSeq and is a predicted model, not a curated record. The coding region runs from base 232 to 648 and encodes 138 amino acids.